AUGAUGGCAGAAAUAAAACACGAGAUUCCCAAAGAUGCCAUGACAGCACUUAUGUCAGAAGCUGCUCCGCUGGGAACUACAAACGGCACAGGUGGUAUUGGUGUCAAGAAGUUUAAAGGUAACAAGAUCGGCUGUGGAGAAUUAAGGAAAUACCUGUACGCUGUGGAGAUCUAUAGACAAGCCAGUAUGUUACGCAAGGGCCGAGAGGUCCAUAAGAUAUACGUCAAUGUCCACAAAGGGGUCAGCUUUCUGGAUGACCGUUUUACGUUGACGGAAUUUGGCAAGAUGGUGCUUGAAAACGGCAGCGUUCGGGCUGGGCGUGCAAGGAAUGUGAGGCAGAUUGUUGUGGCCAGGGAGACCCUAUACUGCAGCGGCACAGGAGGUUGCAGGCGGGCCUGUGGUGGCUAUGGAUCCUGUGUUUCAGGAUGUGACAAAAUCAAAGUUAGGGGCCACAAGUGCAGCUUUCGGGUAAAGCUGACAAUGCGGCUGGGUUUUGUAGAUCAUUGGUUUGUAGAGAUACUUGGGAGCCAUAACUGCUACAUUGAGGAUGGAGAAACCCCAAAUGAUGUGGACAGAAUGCUGGCUGACUAUGAGACUAAGAGCAGUGAUGGCGAAGACAGCAGCAUUUGCAGCUCUCAACGAGAAUCACCUCUAGUAGAUGCAGCUGCAGCAUUGGCAGCCAACCAGAAUGUGACCAGUUUCUUCCCACCCAACUCAUCCCAUCACACCAGCCCUUCAGUUCUUCUGGCUUCAGCCCAUUGUCCACUCAAUGUCCCUCUAUUCCCAGAGUCUUAUCUCAUGACUGUAGCCAGAAAUGCUGCCGCUGCAAUUGCAAUGUCCAAUGGAACUAGUCAUACCAGAUGUCAGCCUUCACCGUUGAGCCUUUCCAUGAAGCAUGAAAGAUCUCCAGACAUGGUUGUCCACGAAACCAUGAACGGUCUUCUCCACCCUUCAGUCUUCAGGAUGUUGCCACCAUCGACGUCUUCUACUUCACCACCAACGGGAGAUAACGGGUGCAGUCCACACACGCCGACCACUGAUGCCAUUGAUCUGUCCACUCCCAAGAUAAAGAAAGAGGAAGGAGCUCAAGAUCUGAAAAGAAGUAGUUCAUCAAGCCCAGCGGAGGCAGCAUUCAGACAUUCUCUCUCACCAUUCCUCAAUCACAGCCAUAGUCUCUCAUCCAGGAGUCGUGUAAACAUUCCAGCUUGCCAUGAAAGUGAUAAAAGCAGCAGCAAUGGACAUGGCCAAAGCACCAACCAGAAAAACAUCCCCGGAGAAAACAUUCCAGAUUCUUUCAAUGCCUUGUCUUCAGCAUCACCAAAAAGUGUCUUAAACUCCAUUCCAGCAACUCAGAGAUUCUCCUCCUCUUUGAUCCUGCCUUCCCCAAACUCUCCAUCAAUAUCAAAGAAUCACCGGUACCUGAAAGGAGGAUUUAGAAACCUCAAGCCUUAUGUAGUCCCAAACCAAAACGUGGUUGGAAGCACACCCUCGUGGGCAGAACUGGAAAGAGGUUUUGCAGGAGAACAUCCUGAUGAGAUAAAACACAGCAGACUGCACAUAGAAGAGCUUGAUAAGGACCUUAUCAACAGAGUCCAACAGUUGGAAGCCCACGUGACCCAGCUCAGGAACAUUGUACUCAAGCAGGAUGGGGACAAUCACGGACACAAGAAGCAGCAGCGGGAGUUUGAUUUUACCAAGUACAACACCCGCCAUGUUGCCCUGAAGAUAGCCUACUUGGGCUGGGACUACCACGGAUUUGUUGUCCAGGAGGACACGGACAAGACCAUAGAGGCUGCCUUAUUUGAAGCCUUGCUGAAAACUAGGCUGAUAGAGACAAGGGAAGCAUCAAAUUAUCACAGAUGUGGACGGACAGACAAAGGUGUCAGUGCCUUAGGACAGGUGAUAUCCAUUGAUUUGAGGACAAACCUCUUGUCUGGUGUGGGAGUGAAGCAGCGUGAGGAUGGGACAGCAUGUACUCGACCAGGUGACAACACAACAGAGAUACGUUACGUUUACAUACUCAACAAGGUACUGCCACCAGAAAUCAGGGUGUUGGCAUGGGCACCUGUCGACACAGAGUUCAGUGCACGGUUCAGCUGUAAAAAGAGAACAUACAAGUAUUAUUUUCCUAAGGGAAAUCUUGAUAUUCAGAAAAUGAAUGAGGCCGCUGCAAAGUUGGUCGGAGAGCAUGAUUUCCGAAAUUUAUGCAAGAUGGAUGUCGGAAACGGGGUUGUCAAUUUUACCAGAAAAAUACUCCGAGCCGAUGUUGCAGUGUUCACUGAGGUAGACGGUGGCUACUCCAUGUGUGAGCUGACCAUUGUUGGGCUGGCCUUUCUGUGGCAUCAGAUCCGUUGCAUUGUCUCUGUUCUCUUCUUGGUGGCUCAAGGGAAGGAGGAUGCCAUGAUCGUUGAAGAGCUGCUGGAUGUAGAGAAGAACCCACGGAAGCCACAGUACGCCAUGGCUUCAG
Candidula unifasciata is the source of this 2467-nucleotide messenger RNA. The record is from the annotation of a GenBank genome assembly. Lineage: Eukaryota; Metazoa; Mollusca; Gastropoda; Stylommatophora; Geomitridae.